Molecule: messenger RNA, 744 nt
Organism: Scomber japonicus (chub mackerel)
Lineage: Eukaryota; Metazoa; Chordata; Actinopteri; Scombriformes; Scombridae
Product: CLIP-associating protein 1-B-like
Exons: 8
Coding region: 1-744 (247 amino acids)
Biological process (GO): mitotic spindle assembly
Cellular component (GO): spindle microtubule; cytoplasmic microtubule; microtubule organizing center
Molecular function (GO): microtubule binding; kinetochore binding
Source: RefSeq, a predicted model, not a curated record
AUGGAGGAGGAGGUGAGCAUGGAGUAUUUACUGGAGCAGGUGAUGCAGAAGGACCUGGGGAAGAGGCUCCAGGUGGGGCAGGAGGUGACGGAGCUCAUUCUGGACGAGGAGAAGUCUUGUGACCUGGAGCAGGACCAGACGUCGCUGGACAGGAUGGUGGACGCUGUGGCGAGCUCCUGGGUCAACGCCAGCAACUUUAAGGUGGUGUUGCUCGGUAUGGAUAUUCUGUCGGCUCUGGUCAGCAGACUACAGGAGAGGUUCAGGACUCAGGUGGGAACAGUCCUGCCGAGUUUAAUCGAUCGACUCGGAGACGCCAAAGAUCAAGUUAGAGACCAAGACCAAGCGCUGCUGCUCAAGAUCAUGGACCAGGCUGCAAACCCACAGUAUGUGUGGGAGCGGAUGAUGGGAGGCUUCAAGCAUAAGAACAACAGGACCAGAGAAGGACUUUGCCUCUGCCUCAUCUCAACUUUAAAUGUGUUUGGAUCUCAGAGUCUGACACUCAGUAAAAUCGUCCCUCACAUCUGUAAUCUCCUCGGAGAUCCGACAAGUCAGGUGCGUGACGGAGCCAUGAACUGCCUCGUAGAGAUCUAUCGCCACGUUGGAGAGCGAGUGAGGAUGGACCUCGGGAAGAAGGGUCUGCCUCAGUCACGGCUGAACGUCAUCUUCAGUAAAUUUGAUGAAGUUCAGCGGUCGGGGAACAUGGUGCUGUCACCUGUGUCAGACGCUUUGUUGGGUUCAGUGUAG